Messenger RNA from Gastrolobium bilobum, 1524 nucleotides. RefSeq lists its product as uncharacterized. The transcript is spliced from 2 exons. The record is from RefSeq and is a predicted model, not a curated record. Bases 1 to 1524 code for a protein of 507 amino acids. Lineage: Eukaryota; Viridiplantae; Streptophyta; Magnoliopsida; Fabales; Fabaceae.
AUGGCAUUGGUGGCGUUAGUGGUCUUCGCCACUUUCAACCAAUUGGUACAGCUCCGAAGACCCCUACAAUGGGCAGUGUUAUGUUCCAUCCCUCUCAGGGGCAUUCACCAGACCCUUGUUGCCUUCUUGUCCGAAACACUGCACUUAGGCCUCAAACAAACUCUUCUUUCUGUUCAUGUUGCUGUUAUCACAAUUUUUUUGGGUACCCUUCUUAAGAUCCGUGAAGCUUCUUUCAGCUUCAUUCUACGGAAACCAAGGCCUCAGAACCACUCCACUGGGAGGCGUAGUGGGUUUUCCAACUUGCUUGGUUUGCUUUUGUGUUUUUGGUUAUUCAUCAUUGCUUAUGAGAGUCUUGGUGGUUUUGGGGCUUUCACCUUUCUUGGGUUGGGCUUUAUUUUCACCUCAAAAAAUAUUGUUUCCACUUUGUCUUCUUUCAGGAGCAGUAGCUUCAGGCACAGUGAAAUCAGUGUUUCUUUCACCACAGCGGUAUUGAAGAGGUUGAAAAUUAUUGUGGCAUUUGGGCUUAUUGUUUGUAUGGUUGUUGGGUUUUCGGCUGGGGUGAUUUUCUUUUCUUAUAAGAUUGGAGUUGAAGGGAAAGAUGCGGUGAUGUCUCUGAAAUUGCAUGUGAAAGAGAGCAAUUAUGCUGAGAAAGUUGGUGUCAAGAAGUGGUUGAACGAGAAUGAUGUUUGUGGGAUGGUGGAAAGUUACGCUACCAAGUUACAAGAGACGGUGUUUGAUUUGGCUGCACAGUAUAAUAUGACUGAAUUUCUGAUUGGCAUCACGAAUUUUGUGAUCACCCGUAAGGCAUGUGUAUCUCAAAGGGUUUUUGCUAGUAAUAUACUUAUUCUUGGAAGCAAUGCCAAAUUGAUGUUUUCCAUUGCAAAUUUCAUGAUCUUCGGAGCAGCAGAGGUUUGCAAUUUUAUAUCUCAGUUAAUGGUAUUCAUUUCGGUUUUGUAUUAUCUAAUCAUAUCAGAGUCUGGUGGGCUAAUAGCACAAGUGAUUGGCAUGCUUCCAAUUUCAAACCACACAAGGGUUAGAUGUGUUGAAAUUUUGAAUAAAGCUAUUUCAGGAGUCCUUUUUGCCAUUGUCCAGAUUGCAUUUUUUCAGGGAUGUUUUACUUUGCUUCUAUUUAGGUUAUUCAAAAUACAUUUCUUGUAUAUGUCAACUGUCCCUGCCUUCAUCAGUCCUAUGCUGCCAACAUUUCCAUCUUGGUUUGUAACAAUCCAAGCAGCUGUGCAACUAGUGAUGGAAGGAAGAUACAUGGUUGCCAUUGUCUUGUCUGUUAUUCACCUUUUCCUCAUGAAUUAUGUGGCAUCAGAAAUUCUUGAAGAUAUGCCUGGGAAUUUUGCACAUCUUACUGGGCUGAGCAUCAUUGGGGGAAUGAUGUUGUUCCCAACUAAUCUAGAGGGUGCUAUUUUGGGCCCAUUGAUAAUUGCCGUUAUGAUUGCUAUGAAGGAUUUGAAUGCUGAAUUCAUUUUGGGAAGAAACCAAGCACCAGCGGAAGCUGAAAUUGUUGUGGGCUGA